Molecule: messenger RNA, 1288 nt
Organism: Lactuca sativa (garden lettuce)
Lineage: Eukaryota; Viridiplantae; Streptophyta; Magnoliopsida; Asterales; Asteraceae
Cellular component (GO): membrane
Source: RefSeq, a predicted model, not a curated record
AUGUUAACCAAAUCCAGCAAAAACCUCACUGGAAUAAAAGUUAAAUACUUAAAUUAUAGUAAAAGUGAAGUGUAAAUAAUUCUGUUAAACACCAACUUCAAGAACGACCCGUUGUGCUCCCUCGCAUUAAUUUACCUUCUUAGAUCUCGAAAUAGAUAUUUGAAAAAAGAAAAACCAAAUUCUUGACAUCUUUCAAUCCAUCUCAUGAUUCAUGAAUUCUUUAGCUUUCCAGCGUCUGGUGUUCGCAAUGUUACUACUCCUCAACAUUCCAUUUCUAAAAGCUCAAUCACCCACCAAAGGUACCUCAGUUUCAUCCAGAUUUCUUGAUUCAGUUCUUCAAGACUAUGCUUUCCGAUCUUUUUCCCGUCACCGGCAAAGGACCGGAGCUAUCUACGACGGCAUUGUGAGCCCUGAGUUCACUGGAAUCACCGUCUCCGCCCUCCGCCUGAGAAGUGGUCGGUUGAGAAGAAAAGGGUUUUAUGGGUACAAAGAGUUUGAUAUUCCCGGUGGAGUUAUCGAGAGUCCGUACGUCGAGAGGGUGGUUUUGGUGUAUCAGAAUUUGGGUAACUGGUCGUCAGUUUACUACCCUUUACCGGGGUAUUUGUUUCUGUCGCCGGUGGUGGGUUUAUUGGUUUAUAAUGCAUCGCAUCAGACAGCGAAAAGGUUGCCGGAGCUAGAUCUUCGGGCAUCGGAGAAUCCCAUUUUAAUAAAGUUUGAAUCUUUGGGGCUUUUGGCAGAUGGGGUUUUGCGGAAAUGUGUGUUUUUCGAUUUAUUUGGUGGGGUUGAGUUUGAUCGUGUGUUGAAUGGGAGUGUUUGUUCGAGUGUAAAACAAGGGCAUUUUGGAAUAGUUGUUAAGGAGAGCGUUCCGGCACCGGCACCGGCGCCGUCGAAGUUGCCGGAGAAUCCAAUUGCUGUUGGCGGAGGCGGUGGUGCUGGAGGAGAGAGAUGGAAUAAUGAAUGGUGGAUUGGUGGGGUGGUGGCAGGUGUGGUUUUGGUGGUGGUGGUCUUUGGAGGGUCGUGGGCGGUGAGAAGUUUUAGGCGGCGGAGAAGGAUUGAAAAAAUGGAAUAUGAGGCUGAGGGCGAUGGUCCUUUGGCGGUGGCUGCCGUGGGGAGUGCUUUGGUGCCGGUGGCUAUGGGGACUCGGACGAAACCAGUUCUCGAGAACGAAUAUGUAAGUUAGUUCACUAUUAUUACUUAAUCAUAUUUUCUUUCAUUAUAUUAUUACUAUUUUAUUAAAAUAAAUAAAAUUAUGUGUCCAUAAAUGAAGAAUUUAUCAUUUAUGUUUCAA